AUGAAUAACAAGAUGGACAGUAGGAUGAACAGCAAGAUGAACAAAAAGAUGAACAAUAGGAUGAACAAAAAUAUGAUCAAUAGGAUGAACUACAAGAUGGACAGUAGGAUGAACAGCAAGAUGAACAACAAGAUGAACAACAAGAUGACUAACAGGAUGAACAGCAAGAUGAGCAUCUAUAUGAACAGAAGGAUGAACAGUAGGAUGAACAGCAAGAUGAAUAGCAAGAUGAACAACAAGAUGAACAGUAGGAUGAACAGCAAGAUGAACAGCAAGAUGAACAACAAGAUGAGCAGCAAGAUGAACAGUAGGAUGAACAGCAAGUUGAACAUCUAUAUGAACAGAAGGAUGAACAGCAAGAUGAACAACAAUAUGAACAGUAGGAUGAACAGCAAGAUGAACAACAAGAUGGACAGUAGGAUGAACAGCAAGAUGAACAAAAAGAUGAACAAUAGGAUGAACAACAAGAUGGACAGUAGGAUGAACAGCAAGAUGAACAACAAGAUGAACAACAAGAUGACCAACAGGACGAACAGCAAGAUGAACAUAUAUAUGAACAGAAGGAUGAACAGCAAGAUGAAUAACAAGAUGGACAGUAGGAUGAACAAAAAUAUGAACAACAAGAUGGACAGUAGGAUGAACAGCAAGAUGAACAGCAAGAUGAGCAGCAAGAUGAACAGUAGGAUGAACAGCAAGUUGAACAUCUAUAUGAACAGAAGGAUGAACAGCAAGAUGAACAACAAUAUGAACAGUAGGAUGAACAGCAAGUUGAACAUCUAUAUGAACAGAAGGAUGAACAGCAAGAUGAACAACAAUAUGAACAGUAGGAUGAACAUCAAGAUGAACAACAAGAUGAACAGUAGGACGAACAGCAAGAUGAACAACAAGAUGAACAGUAGGAUGAACAGCAAGAUGAACAACAAGAUGAACAGUAGGAUGAACAGCAAGAUGAACAACAAGAUGAACAGUAGGAUGAACAGCAAGAUGAACAACAAGAUGAACAGUAGGACGAACAGCAAGAUGAACAACAAGAUGAACAGUAGGACAAACAGCAAGAUGAACAACAAGAUGAACAAUAGGAUGAACAGCAAGAUGAACAACAAGAUGAACAAUAGGAUGAACAGCAAGAUGAACAACAAGAUGAACAAUAGGAUGAACAGCAAGAUGAACAACUAUAUGAACAGUUGGUUGAACAAGAAUAUUAACAAGAAGAUGAACAAUAUCGUCCGCUUUUUUCCUCAGUAA
Molecule: messenger RNA, 1245 nt
Organism: Oncorhynchus kisutch (coho salmon)
Lineage: Eukaryota; Metazoa; Chordata; Actinopteri; Salmoniformes; Salmonidae
Product: asparagine-rich protein-like
Exons: 1
Coding region: 1-1245 (414 amino acids)
Source: RefSeq, a predicted model, not a curated record